Nestor notabilis (Kea) is the source of this 678-nucleotide messenger RNA. RefSeq names its product ELOVL fatty acid elongase 2 (gene ELOVL2). Gene Ontology annotation, molecular function: fatty acid elongase activity. The transcript has 5 exons. Gene Ontology annotation, biological process: fatty acid elongation, monounsaturated fatty acid; fatty acid elongation, saturated fatty acid; fatty acid elongation, polyunsaturated fatty acid. The annotation marks the transcript as partial. Gene Ontology annotation, cellular component: endoplasmic reticulum membrane. NCBI's taxonomy places the organism in Eukaryota, Metazoa, Chordata, Aves, Psittaciformes, Psittacidae. The record is from RefSeq and is a predicted model, not a curated record.
CUCAUCCUUGCCACGUGGGAAGGAGGCUACAACUUGCAGUGCCAGAACCUUCACAGUGCAGGGGAGGCCGACAUCCGGGUAGCCAAGGUGCUGUGGUGGUAUUACUUUUCCAAAGUAAUUGAAUUCACAGACACUAUCUUCUUUGUACUGAGAAAGAAAAGCAGCCAGAUCACCUUCCUUCAUGUGUAUCACCAUGCCACUAUGUUUAACAUUUGGUGGUGUGUUCUGAACUGGAUACCUUGUGGGCAAAGUUUCUUUGGACCCACUUUGAAUAGCUUUAUCCAUGUGCUUAUGUAUUCUUAUUACGGACUGUCAGUCAUCCCCUCUAUGCGCAAGUAUCUCUGGUGGAAGAAAUACCUCACUCAGGCACAAUUGAUCCAAUUUCUGCUCACUAUUGUGCACACACUCAGUGCAGCUGUGAAGCCAUGUGGAUUCCCGUUCGGCUGUCUCAUGUUCCAGUCCUCCUAUAUGGCCACACUGGUAGUUCUCUUCAUAAACUUCUACAUCAAGACAUACCAGAAAGCACCUUCAAGAACAGCUGCAAAGGAAACCCCUGUCACAACAGAAAUCAAGAACGGUUUCCACAAGGACUACUUUGCUGCUGCCAAUGGAUUCCUGGACAAUAAGAAAGCACAAUAAGUAUGGUUUUUCUUGUGCUUUUUUUUCCUAAAGAAAAAA